CUUUGAGGUUAUGCUAUUAGCUAUAGUGUAUGACUGUAUGUUGUUUUACUUUUAACGUUCAACAACAAAUAAAAAUUUAUAAGUGAAUAAAUGGAAGAUACAGACAAAAGGCCGCAAUUCGGGAAUCGACUAUUAGAAAAUGUGGACGAAGUGUUUAAACACAACGCUUGGUACUGUAUUUUAUAUUUCACUUAGAAAUUGUAAGAAAAUUAACAAUAACAAAGUAUAUUUGGAGAGCACGCGAUUCAGGAAAAAGCCUUGUGGUGGCACCAGAUAUUUGCAAGAUUCGAAUGAUUUAUUUGACUUUAACGCAUGGGACAAUGUCCAAUGGGAUGCAGAGCAAGAAAAGGCAGCACAGGAGAAAGUUGGACAAAAUUCCCUUGUAACAUUUUCAGAAGAUAUAUUAAAAGAUUUGGAUCAGAAUGCAGAUAAGCAUUGGGAUAACUUUUAUGAUAUACAUCAAAAUAGAUUUUUCAAGGAUAGACAUUGGCUUUUCACAGAGUUUCCUGAAUUAGCACCAGACUAUACAUCAGCUCCUUGUAGAGUUUACCCUAAUGGUGAUACUAAUGAGAAAAAUAAUACACAAGUACAUGGAAUUUCCACUGAAUCCAAACGAUACAUCUUUGAAAUAGGCUGUGGUGUUGGAAAUACAAUAUUUCCUAUACUACAAUACAGUCAAGAUCCAAACUUAUUUAUAUAUGGAUGUGAUUUUUCAUCUAAAGCAAUUAGUAUUAUGAAAGAGAAUGAAUUAUAUGAUACAAAAAGAUGUGAAGUUUUUGUACUAGAUGCUACAAAAACUGAAUGGGAAGUCCCAUUUAAAGAAAAUUCAAUAGAUAUAAUUGUAUUAAUAUUUGUGCUGUCUGCGAUUGAUCCUACAAAGAUGACCAAUGUUGUUGAGAAUAUUUAUAAAUACCUAAAACCUGGUGGUUUAGUAGUGUUCAGAGAUUAUGGUAAAUAUGACCUGGCCCAGUUACGCUUCAAAAAAGGAAGGUGCAUUUCAGAUAAUUUUUAUGCUAGAGGAGAUAAAACUAUGGUAUAUUUCUUUACUCAGAUGGAAAUUACAGAAAUGUUUAAAAAUUGUGGAUUUUUGGAAGAACAGAAUCUAAUAGAUAGAAGACUUCAAGUAAAUAGAGGUAAAAAGUUAACAAUGUAUAGAGUUUGGAUACAAGCAAAAUAUAGAAAACCAUUGUAGUUUAUUUUUAUAAUUUCACAUUAUUGUAAGCAUAAAAGUAAUAAUAAAAACAACUUAUAUUCAAAUGUAAUUGGUAAUUAGCAUAAAUAAAAUUGUUGUAUAUAAAA
Pieris napi is the source of this 1299-nucleotide messenger RNA. It is a transcript of the gene Mettl2, whose product is annotated as methyltransferase-like protein. The coding region runs from base 140 to 1192 and encodes 350 amino acids. The transcript is spliced from 4 exons. Gene Ontology annotation, molecular function: tRNA (cytidine-N3)-methyltransferase activity. The record is from RefSeq and is a predicted model, not a curated record. NCBI's taxonomy places the organism in Eukaryota, Metazoa, Arthropoda, Insecta, Lepidoptera, Pieridae.